This is a messenger RNA of Plasmodium coatneyi, 1032 nucleotides long. RefSeq lists its product as uncharacterized. The coding region runs from base 1 to 1032 and encodes 343 amino acids. The transcript has a single exon. NCBI's taxonomy places the organism in Eukaryota, Apicomplexa, Aconoidasida, Haemosporida, Plasmodiidae. The record is from RefSeq and is a predicted model, not a curated record.
AUGAACGGUCCAUUAUUCAGUAAGAGCGAUAGGGAAUUAUUUAACCGAUUAAAUGCAUCCAUACAUGGCAAAAAUGGAAGGCACGCACGGGAUGAUACUCUUUCAUACUACACCUCUUUGAAGAACCGCUUAGGUGCAACAAAGUACGAUGGUAGUUCUAAUUCGCUAUCUACAAGAAGCAGCUCUAUGGACAGUGUUAAUUCACUAUGUACUAACAGCAGCAGUUCUAUGAAUAGUUUAAAAGAAAAACCUAAAGGAAUGAGGCAUCGUGACAAUUUUGACCAAUCAAACGAUUCUUUAAACUUGCACAAUUUUGAUGAUCAUGACGACGACUAUGCUGAUAACGUGUCCACAGACACUUACUCAUGCAAGAGUGAAUAUACUGGUACGGAUUACUACGAUUCGGAUGAUGCAUUUUACAAUGUAAUGUAUGAGAAUAGUGGAUAUGAACGGGCAGAGACAAAAACAGGAGUACAUUUACCCAUGCUGGAUGAAUAUUUUAUUAAGGACUACACAAAUUAUACCACUUUUAAAAAUUCCUACAGGAAAAAUAGUGUAAAGGAGAAAAUAUAUAAACAUAUGCCAUUCCUACGCAAGUUCUUUAAGGAAAUCGAUACUGAAGUCGAGUCAGAAAUUAGGCGUUAUUUGGACAUUAAGGAGAGAGAAAAGCAAAAUUACCCAGUCAGAAAAGUAAAAGGGACACAAAAAAUUUUUAAUUUUCUCAGCAAAUACCGAGCUUUCAUUCCGCUUGUUGUGCUUGGAAUAUUUUCCCUAUUCCUGCUAUCUUCUGUGCGUAUACAAUUCCUCGCUUUUUCACCCAUAUUGUCCCUUUUAGUUUCAGCUUCGACCUACUGGGCAACCCCUCUUCCGAUACUCCUUGUCAUAUCCUCUGUAUUUUACUUUAUGAUAUUGGUUUGGCUUGGUGGAUAUGGACUUUUGGUAUUCCACUUUGUGCGCAAAUUAAAAAAAAUAAAACGCUUAAGAAGACAUAUAAAAGAAUUUGGGGCCAUGAGAAAUGAGGACGACGACUAA